AUGGUGCGUACCCUCACGCAAAAAAAAAGGAGAAUCCGUAUUUCUGGCACUUGCAAGCCUCCCAAGAAGUUCAAGCGCGUUGCCAUUUCAUACGCCUACAAGUUUCGGUUGUGGAGUGAACCUAAUUGGGAGCUGCUACGACGGUUGCUGGAAGAAGUGCCCGUAGUGCGCCAUGCUGUGGAUACGCGUCAUGACAUAGAAAACUUCGUAGCUCCCGAAGAAGAACUUGAUAACUAA
This is a messenger RNA of Phytophthora infestans T30-4, 237 nucleotides long. RefSeq lists its product as uncharacterized. Lineage: Eukaryota; Oomycota; Peronosporomycetes; Peronosporales; Peronosporaceae. The record is from RefSeq and is a predicted model, not a curated record. The coding region runs from base 1 to 237 and encodes 78 amino acids. The transcript has a single exon.